Molecule: messenger RNA, 5884 nt
Organism: Chroicocephalus ridibundus (black-headed gull)
Lineage: Eukaryota; Metazoa; Chordata; Aves; Charadriiformes; Laridae
Gene: HPS4
Product: HPS4 biogenesis of lysosomal organelles complex 3 subunit 2
Exons: 13
Coding region: 146-2335 (729 amino acids)
Biological process (GO): protein targeting; melanosome assembly; vesicle-mediated transport
Cellular component (GO): lysosomal membrane; cytoplasmic vesicle; BLOC-3 complex
Molecular function (GO): guanyl-nucleotide exchange factor activity; small GTPase binding
Source: RefSeq, a predicted model, not a curated record
GUCACGCGACCGGCGGGCCGCUGCCUACCCGGAAGCGGCGGCGGUGGCGGGAGGCCGGAGCCGUUCGGUCCCGGUGCCGGCGGGGCCCUGCCGGAGGGUCGGCUGUCCGGCCGGCCCCUCUCUCGGCCGUGGUAGCCCGGCGCCCAUGGCCCGCCCCACCGCGCCGGAGCCCGGCUCGGCGCCAUGGUGGAAUUACUUUUUCCUUUACGACGGUUCAAAGGUUAAGGAAGAAGGAGAUCCUACAAGUGCCGGGAUUUGCUAUUUCUAUCCAUCUCAGACUCUCCCUGACCAGCAGGAACUGCUGUGUGGACAGAUUGCCGGAGUGGUGCAUUGCAUGACAGAGAUUUCUGGAGUUCCUCCAAGUCUCAUUCGCCUGAGGAAGCUCAAGUUUGCAGUCGUAGUGGAUGGAGACUAUCUGUGGGUUCUGGGCUGUGCUGUUGAGCUCCCUGAUGUCAGCUGUAGGCGGUUUCUGGAGCAGCUGAUCAGCCUCUUCACCUUCUACAAUGGACCUGUGCACCGUGCGUACAUGGCAUUUUCUCGGGAGGAACUGAGCAGGCAAUGGGACAGAUACAUUAAACAUAUCCAAAAAAACACCAGUGACCUCCACAAGAUUUUCAAUUCUCUCUGGAAUCUGGACAAGACCAAGGUGGAUCCACUACUUUUACUGAAAGCAGCUCUCAUCUUGCAAACUUGCCAGCGGUCUCCCCAUGUCUUGGCAGGCUGCAUUCUCUACAAAGGCUUGAUUGUGAGCACCCAGCUGCCACCUCCUCUCACUGCCAAAGUUCUCCUCCAAGGUGAUGAGUCUCCAGGCCAGAGUGAGCCUGGAGGUGAGGAGCAGCGGGAGCCUGGUGAGCAUCCAGCUGCAGAGUACUGGUUGCCAAGUGCACAGCAGCAGUAUUCUCCGUUGCCACAGGGUGUCCGUAUCAUCCCUGUAUUCCUAACAGAAAAUGAAGUCUCAGUGCUCCGAGACUUUCCAGUGGAGUGGAUGACCAGGUCAUCCGUGUCCCCAGCAAGCCCUGGAGGAGAGAAGAAUGCUUUCUGCUCCCAGGCAGUUUCAGAAUCAACAGGAGCUCAUGAAAACCAAGACCUGAGUAAUAUCUCUGUGCAGGAGUCCCCUGAGCAACCUUCAAGCACAGCUGCACCAGAAGAUGCUGUGCAAUCAGGCAGCCUUGCGAACACAGGGCCUUUGAAGGGCUUCCCCCAAAUGGAAGCCAGAACAAAGAAUUCUCCAACUGCAAAACUGAGCACACCAGACAGCAAAAUCUCAGAGCUCCGUAGAAGAGCAUCCUUCCCAUCAGAAAGAGACACGAAGCAGCUGCCAAGCCCUUCCACACUCCAUACUGAUGAAUAUGCUCAGACUGCAGGUCCAUAUCUGGAAGGCUUUUUCUUUCCAAACCCUUACACCCGGGAGCAGGAGAGUCAAAAUGUGGGGAAAUCCCUUGCAGACUCUGAUGUUGAGCAACGCAGCUUCCAAAGUUAUUCUGCAGCCAGUGGCAGUCCAGCUGUUUGCUCUCCUGCCCAAGAGUUGAGCAGAAGGAAGUUGAGUGAACAAGAGCGAGGGACUCUGAGCCAAAAUAGUGUCCCUGGAGAAAGCAGUGGUGCAGCUGGUGACAAUGUGCGGGGUUUGGAUUGUCCAGCCACAGCUGUACAAUCAGAGCUCCAAAGCAGGAGGCAGCUGCCAGCUCUAGAGGUUCAGGAGAGUCUGUCCAGUGAGACAGCAGAGAACAUGCAGAGUCCCAGGAGCGGGGAGAGUGGCCGGCUGCCUCAGCUGGCCAGUCUGGGAGCCCAGGCUGGUGUGGAGUCGGGCAAGCAGAGCAAACUGGUUAAAAUGAGCUUGUACAUUCACUGUAUUAAGGGGCUUGUGCUCUCUCUGCUGGCUGAAGAUCACCUCCGAGAGGACCAGAGCUCCAUUGAAGAUGUGUACCACAGCAGUCUGGCUUCUCUAAACGGCCUCGAGGUUCAUCUGAGGGAAACUCUGCCCAAAGACUCCUCAUCCUCAGCCAAGAUAACCUACAGUUUCACUCACUAUGAUUGCGUUCAGAACGUGCUCAUGGCCAACCUGCCCCAUACACUGGGGCCUCUGGAUCGGCACUUCCUGAGAGCCGCUACACUGAUCCACUCCGACUUCAACCAGCUUCCGACUGCUUCAGAAAUGAUAAUUAGGAAUGCCUCCACGGCUGUGUACGCCUGCCGGAAUCCCGUCCAAGAAACCUACUUCCAGCAGCUGGGUGCUCCACACCGCAACUCGGGCGUUCCCAACCCUCACGACAGCGCAUUCAGCUUGCCGAGCAAGGCCAAGCAAAAGCUGCUGAAGCAUGGAGUGAACCUGCUUUGAACUGAUGCGCUGAGGCAAGGCGUCUCAGCCCGUUCAUCUCCAAUAAGUGAAAUCUCAAAGCCACUCAUUCCGUAGGAGGUACGAGGCUCUGUCCGAAGUCCACGGAGUCUCCAGCCUGCCUUGCCCUGGGGACGGGGCACUCUUACUGCCCUGUUCCUGCACCACGUUUUGUGCCGGGUAUUGUUGAUGUUAGCACUUACCAAAGACGGAAGAUAGAAAAUAGCUGUGUUGGGGUGCUUGGUUUACCUUGACUCUAGGACUGUUCGUGGUGCUCUGCUGCCACAGGCAGAGACUCCUGAAGUGCCUUGACCUAAAGUAAAACCUUUUCUUGCUCUAAGCUACACAGAGACCAGGCUGCAGGGCAGUACUGCAUUCAGACACGGCGUCUGCCUGGAGUUCUGUGCCUACCCUUGCCCUGUUCAGACUUGGGCUUUAUUUAUACCUCUUAAUCUAUAGAAAUAAUCCCCUGCCAUGAUGUAAUGCCUUGCCUUGAUUAACAAAGCCUGCAUGUUCUCAGACUAACUGGAAUAGAACAAGUGCUGCAAAACUCAUAAUCCUCCUACAGGCCUGAUCCGGAGGUUCUUACACUGUGGCUGAAUCUGGGAGAUCCUUGUCCCUUCACGCGUGCCUGAUCGGGGAUCGUGCAGCACAGCGCUGCCUUCCCCGCUGCCCGCCCUCGCAGCUGUAACCCGCCGCUCUCUCACAGGUUCCUGGUGAUGGUGGUGGUAUGAAUGCACUACACCUGCCCGCUCCUUGGCCUUCUCUUCCUCCUCUCCCUCCUGGUGGAGGACCUUGUUUCACCUCCUUGCUCUCGCUUCUCAAUUUGGCUAUGCUAUGUUGACAGAAAAGGCAAGUGGGAGUCCCUGAAGCUAAUGGGACCAAAGAGGCUCUCUAGCUCCUCGGCAGCUGUUCUCUUUCUGCUCAGACAGACGGUGUGUCCCCUCUCCACGCAGGCUGGGGGGGUUGUUGGUGAUGGCUGCUUAGACCUGAGUGACGGAUACCCGCGUCUGACUGCGCUGUAUGUUUCAGAGCCUGCUGCUGUUACGUACGCACCCAUCACUGUGAAAAUAAAAGAGUCUCCAAGGCUCCUCCAAGCACUAUAGAAUCAUAGAAUCAUAGAAUCAUAGGGUUGGAAGGGACCUCUGGAGAUCAUCCAGAGGAGAUGGAGAUCACCUCUGGAGAUCAUGUGUCAGCGACCAGAGUCAGGCUUACUGCGUGGUCAUCUUGUUCGUGAUUCCUGGUGUGAGAGUUUGGGGCUGGGUGGCCUGUUACCCUGAGUGAGCUCCAUGCCGAGGGCGAGUUCCUGCACUGGGGUUGAACAGGCGGUGCCUGUUGCUUCUAUCACUCCUGCAAAGCGGCUACUUCUCAGGGUCUGUGAAGAUGGCUAAAGGUAGAUGUAUUACUCGCUUCACCGUGAAAUGGUGAGCAGGCUUGUGUUGGUGUUAGCAGGGCACCCUCAGGAGCUGGACACGGUAAAGCCACCAUUGUCACAGCUUCUUGUUCCACUCUGACAGUAGACAGUUCCCAAGGUAGCUCUCCCAUUGCAGGGCUCCUCCGCAGACCUCAGCUGGGAAACUCGGUGGAGUCCAGAGGAGGAGCCAGCUGCUCGCUCAGGGGAUGGCUGGCCAUGGGUUGCCAUCUGGCUUCCAGCUGUGACAGCUGAGGAGGUGUUGCAGCAGCGGGAGAGCUCUGUGAUGCUGCUCCUUCCUCCCGCCAUCCUCCUCGUGGGGACUACGGGAGUGGAACUGAAGUGCUACCAGUUGCCUGUCGGCUCACGGCAGCGUAGAAGUGAAACCUCAUUGGAAAGCCUGAGCUACAGCCAUCCAGGAGACCUCCUGCCUCGGUGAUACCCGCGCUGAAGGGGGCACAGGGUAAGGCACGGCUUCCCUCAGUUAUGGACAAGCCGCUUCGGUUCUGGAGCGCAGCACAGAGAGGCACAUGUGGGUGAGGGAUGAGGUGGUGGGAAUAGCGGGAGGAAAGACGGUUGUGGGCUCCAGCCCUCUUGCGAUCCUCUGGGCUCCUCUGGUGUACUGAGCCGAGAGGCUCCCUCUGUCAGAUGCUGCUCCGUCUCCUCUCCGCACACUCAGCAGCCCUCAUCCCGCUUCCCUCUGCGAUGCUCGGGAGGCAAGGAAGCCUCGGACUGCCAGAAGGAGCAGCCAGACAGCAGGCAGGGCUGCGAGGCAGCUCCAGACCACUCCGCUCCCCCGAGGGAGAGCCUGCCGUCUCCUAGCUGGGUGUUUUGGGAAGUGGUUGUCUGCUCUAUCAGGAAACACGAAGAAGUUGAAGGAAAAGCCUGAGAGGGACAGGAGGGGGUUUUGGCACAGCAGCAAAGCACAAAAUAGAUGCUUUUGCCUGCUGUCAUCAGGAAUCUUCCCGCUACAAUCUGCUGUGCCGUCUGUCGGCGGUGGAACAGCUGGGGCGGCUUCAUUCCCUUUCGCUUCUUGAACUGCAUCUGGCCACCAGGACCUAUUUCUGUCCUUCGAUCGUUAAGAGGAAAGUUGUCUUGGGGUAGUGCAAGUGAAGAGCUCCAGGCCCUUGACUUAAUGGUUGCAUGGGAGAGAGGAUGUUUAAGAAUUGGCCAUUUCAAGUAUAUCGGGAUGAGGAGCAGCUGCUGCCCUGGCUCUGUCCCGUGAGCGUGGGAGAGUGCUGCUAACGACGGCCAGGGGCCUCGUGUGGAGCGGUUCCUGCCUUGCCAAACUGGCCCUGUGCUGGGGGUGAAGUCUGGCACUGGUUUUUGUGGUAUUUGGGCAGGAAUUGAGUGGCAGCCCAGCACACACACCCCCCCCCGGCCCCAGAGCUGCUCCCGACGGAGCUGCCUUGGCUGCGGCAGAGCAGGCAGCUGGAAGCGUUUUCUGCAGUGGUUCCUUUGAAGGCUCCCUGGCGGGCUGGUGGCCCUGCUGUGGAGCCCGGCAAGCAUGGCAGUGUGAGGGAGGGCUGGUGGCCCUGCUGGGGAGCCCGGCGAGCAUGGCCAGCGGGGGGGUAGGCUGGUGGCCCUGUUGCGGAGCCCCGUGAGCGUGGCCAGUUGGGGGGCAGGCUGGUGGCCCUGCUGCGGAGCCUGGUCAGCAUGGCCAGUGAGGGGGCGGGCUGGUGGCCCUGCUGCGGAGCUCGUGAGUGUGGCCAGCCGGGGGGGCAGGCUGGUGGCCCUGCUGCAGAGCUCCCCAAGCGUGGCCAGUGGGGGGGCGGGUUGGUGGCCCUGCUGCGGAGCCUGGCGAGCGUGGCCAGUUGUGGGGCAGGCUGGUGGCCCUGCUGCGGAGCCUGGUGAGCGUGGCCAGUGGGGGUGGCAGGUGGGGACGCGUCUCUUUCUCUUGCUGACCGGUGACAGUCGGUGACCUGCGGGCUCUGCAGUGCCCGGACCGAAGGGGUAUGGCAGAUGCAAGGAGAUCCAAAGCAGAUAUUCCCUGUGCUCCCUGGCAGCGCGGGCUGCGGGUGAAAUAGGGACUAGGGAGGCUGUAACUGGUCAGGACACAAGCGCUGAGUAUUUUGAAGCAAUGCCCUUGCUCACCGUAUCCCUUGCAAACCCAGGCCAGGCCCAUCCCCUUCCUCCCGUCC